AUGACAAAUCGACCUCAAACGUUUUUAACGAGAAAAAAUGUCGUUUGUUUUAUAAUUGCAACUCUGAUGUACAUAUGUGUAAAUGUUACUGAAUUUCUCCUCUACCAUCUUGGAGGAAGGAAGAGUGGUAUUUGUGAACUGAGCAUGUGUUACAGUUAUUGUGGUUCAUCAAAGCACAGCUGUGUGGCAACAUUGAAUAGCGAUCUGCUAUCGGGACAUUAUGGAGAUGAUGUUGGAUUUAUUCAAGAAACAAAUGACGCAUUUGUCAUUGGUAUCGCUGAUGGUGUCAGUGGUAAUCGUUCUUGUGGUUUAAAUCCAUUUUUAUUCUCCCAAGCGUUAUUACGUGAAUGUCAGUUACUCGUAGAGUAUGAAGGACAACGAAUGGCUUCGAAUUUGAAAGGUUUGACGUAUCGUGCAUUAAAACGUGUCGAAUCCAAAUCAAUUUAUGGUAGUUCAACGUUGUGUCUUCUUUCAUUAAAUAAAAAAGCGUUUAAACUCGAUACGAUGAAUUUGGGUGAUAGUGGCUUCGUAGUUAUUCGAGAAUCAACGAUAGUAUAUAAAUCUCAACCACAAUAUCAUAAAUCACGUUCACCUUAUCAACUGUGUACAACACCGCCCAAUUUUAACAUGAACGAGAAACGAUUGUACAACGAUAAACCGAAUUUGAGUGUUGUUGGCUCAUUCACAUUAGAGCCAAAUGAUUUGAUUUUAUUGGCGACAGAUGGACUCUUCGAUAAUUUAUACGAAGAUUUUAUUUUACAAAUAAUUAAUAAACAUUUGUGUUUAGACGAUGUUAAUCAGGAUAUGCUGAAUCAUACGUGUCAACUACUUGUACAGAAUGCAAAGAAUGCUCAUAUAAAGCCAGAUGAUAUCCUUGUGAUGUUAUUUUCAAUUCGUGAAUGUCCCAAUGUGAUAAUAAAUUCAUCAUCGACCCCACCAUCACCCAUUCCACUUUCAUCUUCGUCCUCUCUGGAAUCAAACGAAUCGGUGACAACAUUCGACGAAGCAGAUGACGACGUCGAUGAUCACGUCAUGGAUUUAUUUAUAUUCAACGAAUAG
Messenger RNA from Didymodactylos carnosus, 1059 nucleotides. The record is from the annotation of a GenBank genome assembly. NCBI's taxonomy places the organism in Eukaryota, Metazoa, Rotifera, Eurotatoria, Philodinida, Philodinidae.